AAUUGUAAUUAUAUAGUACAUAAUAUGCUCAUAUACCGGCAGCCGGCAAUCACAAUUUUGUAAACUUUUAAAUAUUUUUUUUCUUCUGGAUAAAUUAAUUAAAAUACUUAAAAAAUGUUCGGCUUAUGGUAUCUAUCUUUAGCAAUUGACGAAUUGCGAAAAUAUUUGGGAUUGUCAUCAAUUUUUGAUUAUUUCAAGGGUACUAAGACUGCUAGUAAUAAGGCUAUAGAAGAUAAGAAACCGUCAACAGAUAAUAAAAAUCAAGUGCCUCAAACAAAACCCGUUCUGAAACCAGCACCUGAACCACCAAAACCUGUUGUAGAACCACCAAAACCGGUUCUAAAACCAGCACCAGAACCUCCAAAACCAGUAGUAGAACCACCAAGACCAGCCCCAGCACCUCCAAAACCUAUUGUAGAACCUCCGAGACCAGCACCCGAACCUCCAAAACCAAUUGUAGAACCUCCAAGACCAGCACCGGAACCUCCCAAACCCUCACCUGUACCAAUUACUCCGCCACCACAAAAAUCAUCAUCACCACCAAAACCAUCAACACCAAAACAAAUAACUCCACCACCAGCACCGAUUCAAACAAAUGUUACUCCUAAAAAAGAACCAUCCCCACCACAACCAAAAUCAUCACCAUCACCAUCACCAUCAUCGACCCCAACCAAAAAUGAUAAUUUAAAUAAUUUCGAUCGCAAUAAUAUGUUUGGACCAUCGAAAAAACUCGAAAAUGGUGAUACCGAUUUAAAAUCGAAUAUUAAAGAUGCGACAACUUCAUUUUUACAAGAAGAAGGUAGACAAGGACCACCAAAAUCACAACAACAAUCAAUGCAACCAUCAAAUAUUAAUUUCAAGCAGCUAUAAAAUAUAAAAAUCUACUAUAUGGAAUUUUAUGAAUACUUUGUACUUUUGUUUUAAAAAUACAGAGUGUUUAAUGUGUUUCUAAAUCCCUAUAUUAUAGAAAAAAAGUCAUCAGAAAAAAAUAGAUAGUAAUUUGCUUUAAAAAUUAAUACACAUACGUACAUAUAAAGAUUAAUUGUUUUUUUUUUUUUAAAUUCCUGGCAUGCCAGUAAUUUAUUUAAUGUACUUAUAU
Messenger RNA from Condylostylus longicornis, 1099 nucleotides. RefSeq lists its product as uncharacterized. The record is from RefSeq and is a predicted model, not a curated record. The coding region runs from base 115 to 870 and encodes 251 amino acids. Lineage: Eukaryota; Metazoa; Arthropoda; Insecta; Diptera; Dolichopodidae. The transcript is spliced from 4 exons.